Ooceraea biroi (clonal raider ant) is the source of this 977-nucleotide messenger RNA. RefSeq names its product regulatory particle non-ATPase 12 (gene Rpn12). Gene Ontology annotation, cellular component: nucleus; proteasome regulatory particle; proteasome regulatory particle, lid subcomplex. Gene Ontology annotation, biological process: proteasome-mediated ubiquitin-dependent protein catabolic process. NCBI's taxonomy places the organism in Eukaryota, Metazoa, Arthropoda, Insecta, Hymenoptera, Formicidae. The record is from RefSeq and is a predicted model, not a curated record.
UAUCGCAUCUCGUGUGCAACUAUUCUACGACGCGAUUAAAAAUGGCAGCCCUCAAGGAUGUCGUUUCGUUGUAUCAAAAUUUAAAACGUGAAUGGACAAAAACUCCGUGCGUGAAUUUGAAGAAAUGCGGCGAAUUACUGAAUCAAUUGAAGAUCGGCCUCACCCAUCUAAUGUUUCUUCCAACGUCAAACAGUACGGCAACUCAGAAUGAAUUGCUAAUUGCCAGAGACAUAUUGGAAAUCGGAGCACAAUGGAGCAUUGCCAGUGAAGAUAUCCCUUCCUUCGAGCGGUACAUGGCGCAACUUAAAUGCUACUAUUUCGAUUACAAGUCCGGCUUGAUGGAGUCAGCCUACAAGUAUCAGCUCCUUGGUCUGAAUCUUCUGUUCCUGCUGUCGCAGAAUCGAGUCGCCGAAUUUCACACAGAGCUCGAGCUCCUGCCGUCCGAUCAGAUACAAUCGAACGUUUACAUAAGGCAUCCGCUGAGUCUGGAGCAGUAUUUAAUGGAGGGCUCAUACAACAAGAUUUUCCUGGCGAAGGGAAAUGUGCCCGCCGCCUCCUACACCUUCUUCAUAGAUAUUUUAUUGAAUACAGUGCGCGAUGAGAUCGGCGCGUGCAUGGAAAGCGCAUACGACAAGAUUUCCAUUCAGGACGCCGCGAGGAUGCUCAAUUUAAACACGGAGAAAGACAUGAAGGCGUUUGCGACUAAGAAGAAUUGGAAUCUCUCGAACGACGGCUACUUUUACUUCUCCACGACCAGCGAGAAGAAAUCCGAGGAGCCUAUCCCGAGCUCCGAAUUGGCAGCGCUCGCGAUAGACUAUGCCCGAGAACUCGAGAUGAUUGUGUAACACCUAUGCCUCUCCCUCUUUGUGUAUUUUACAUUUAAAUAAAUAUGCUUUAUCGUUCUUGUAAUAAUGAAUGUUACAGCCCUUUUUCUUUGUGAUAUAUGAUAUUUAAAAAAUAUAUAUAUAUAUAUAUAU